GUGAAGGCAGCUCAGAACAGUCGUGUUGUGGGAAAGUGAAUAUGGAAAUGAACUCUAACCAUAUAAAUCACACAAAAACUGACACUGAAGCGCAAGACCCUCACCUGAAGCCUCCUCCACAACCGCCACCAGGCGUCACCAAGAGGAAGUUCGUGCUGCACUCAGACAAGGAGCCCUACGACUUCGUAGCCCACAGAUGCACGCCGAAGCCCACGAAUGCCCUAGAGUCCACUGGACACCUGAUCAAGGGAUGCCUGGGCGGAGGGCUGCUGGGCAUCCACGAGGCCUUCAUGAAGGGCGGGCUCUGGACCUCCUUGGGCAUGACCAUUGUCUUCGGGUUUUACAUCACUUACUGUGUUCAUUUAUUAGUAAAAUCAGCACAAGUGCUAUGUCAGAGGCUUCAUAUCCCAGUGAUGUCGUACCCAGAUGUGGCCGAAGCGUCUUUGGAAGUAGGCCCCUUCCCGAAGCUAAGAAAGUAUAGUAAGUGGUUUAGGUAUGCUGUGGACGCAACGAUCUGCCUAGACCUCUUCGGUGCCUGCUGCGUCUACCAGAUCAUCAUAGCGAAAACCAUCAUGCAGAUGGUGGAAGACACCAAAGAGUUUGACUCUGGGGAUCUGGCAUCUUUGAGGCUGUACGUACUGGCACUCCUGGUGCCUAUACUGCUGCUGUGUAUGAUUACCACGCUGAAGUAUUUAGCGCCUUUCACUUUGCUGGCGGACGUUUUUAUUGUGGCAUGCGUAGUAGCGACAGUCUACUACAGCCUAAGGCAAGCUCCACCGAUAUCAGAAGUGCCAGCUUGGAAGAACCCUUAUGGUUUCUUUGAAUUCUGCGGCAUUGCCAUCUUCAGUAUGGAGGGCAUAGGAGUGUCCUUGCCAAUAGAAAAUAAUAUGAAGAACCCUAAGCAAUUCCCUUUGGUGCUCAGUGCUGCAAUGUGCAUUGUGGUGUCGUUCCUCAUCCUUGUGGGUUUCUUCGGUUAUUGGGGAUAUGGAGAAAAUUGUAUAUCUCCUGUCACUUUGAAUUUCCCAUCAGAGAUAUUUCCCAAAGUCCUCAAAUGUCUCAUGGCGCUGAUGAUCUUCGUCACGUUCGCGUUAAACUUCUGGGCGCCUUUCAACUUGGUCUGGCACUACAUCUCCAAGAAACACAACCCAAAGAAGCACUGGAUUUGGGAGAGGGUGUACAGAGCAACCUUCAUCGUUAUUAUCACGGCUAUUGCUAUUGCUUUCCCCAAUAUUGGGAAUUUGAUGGGACUGCUUGGUGCAUUCUGCUUGUCAAACAUGGGCUUCAUUUUCCCAUCACUGAUCGAACUUCUGGUGGUGUGGGAGUCUCCAGGACUUGGACGAUAUAAAUGGCGCUUGUGGAAGAAUAUUUUCAUCUUAUUCAUAGGAGUUUUAUUAUUUAUAGCCGGUACCUAUUCUAACCUUAAGGGAUUGAUAGCUAAUUUGUGAUUUAAGUACUUAAGUAAGUUUACC
Ostrinia nubilalis (European corn borer) is the source of this 1469-nucleotide messenger RNA. RefSeq names its product proton-coupled amino acid transporter-like protein pathetic. The record is from RefSeq and is a predicted model, not a curated record. Gene Ontology annotation, biological process: amino acid transmembrane transport. Bases 42 to 1445 code for a protein of 467 amino acids. NCBI's taxonomy places the organism in Eukaryota, Metazoa, Arthropoda, Insecta, Lepidoptera, Crambidae. The transcript has 9 exons. Gene Ontology annotation, molecular function: L-amino acid transmembrane transporter activity.